Molecule: messenger RNA, 1659 nt
Organism: Paraglomus occultum
Lineage: Eukaryota; Fungi; Glomeromycota; Glomeromycetes; Paraglomerales; Paraglomeraceae
Source: the annotation of a GenBank genome assembly
AUGAUACAGAGUAUGCUCAAUAGCUGUUUUAAUAUUCAAGCGCUCACUGGAGGAGCUCCGCCACGCAACACUACAAAUAAUCAUAUGCAAAUACAUGGCGCCUUUAAUGGAGAAUCCAGCUUACGGCCAAGAAAGAAGAAAAAGCCAAAACAUAAUAACAACACUGUUCGAAAUAUUCAAUCCAAAUAUCAAUCCGAAUAUUAUAAGACACAUGCUGACGAAUCGUCGAACCUGCCGCCGGAUUUAUAUGAAAACUCUUCGUGUUCCUCUGGAGGUUAUGAAAGUGAAGUAUUGUCACAAGCCUUUGAAUGGCUCGAUGAAGAUGCAGAUCCCCCAGGUGUGAAGGUAGAGACCCCAAUAAAGCAAGAGUUGACUAAUGCAGCUCCAGGACCUUCUCGUGACUGGGGCGGUGCCCUGGCACAUAAGCCUGUUAGACGCGAGGAAGACGAGCUUUAUAAUGAGAGUUUGUUGAAAUUGUAUGAAAAUGGGGAUUCUCGGGGCUAUAUGCAGACCAGUGUUACUCAGAACGAUUCGAACCUAUCGUUGAAUACAGAUGAUGAGGGGCAAGAAAGAUUUUCCCAGAUGACAAUUAAUAGAGGUCAAGCAGGAGUGAAAGGGAAGGGAACAGAGUAUAAACGUGGUCGUACAAUGCAUCCCGAAAUUAUCAGUGAGGACGAGCUCCAAUCAGAUGAGAUGGAAUCUUUACGAGACUAUUUUCAGAACGUGUCGGCCAAUGAUCCGGAUUACAUUAGAUCUUUGGAAGAUAAAGAAGCUGCCGCAUCGACUGAUUCCGAUUAUAGCGAUGAUGACUCGUCGAGCGUAGAUGGAAUCGAUUUCGAAGAACUACAGGCGAUGGGCAGCGAAUCGCGUAAUCAAGUAGUUGCCGAGAAUGCCAUCGGUUUUCGGGCGGUUUCAUCAGCUGUCUUCGAAGGUCCAGAAAACGAAUGGAACUGCUAUGGUUAUAAUACGUUGGAAGAAAUUUAUGAUGACGGUAAUACAGUUUUUCAUCAAAGCUCGGUGCAGACUAAUGGAGCGCAUUCUGGCUAUAAUGGUUUCACUUCUUAUAAUGAUAUGACAUUGUCUGGACGCGGAGAUUUUAAAGCACGUCUUGAAAGAGUCAACCUCAGAUCGGCCAACAUGCCUGCAAUGACAAAUUAUGAGAAUUACAUUGGCGCUUACAAAGGAGGCAAACGGAUGAAACAGUUGCGCAGAGACUUGGUGCUUCAACAGAUGUUUAGCACGGCGCGCCGCCAUGCGCAUGUAAUAGCAAAGCAUUAUCGUCUCGAAACAGAUUUUAACCACAGAGAGUAUUUUUGUUCCUUGACGAUUUAUAAGACACAGCUUACAAGAAUGCCAAAUAAUAUGGAACGAAUACACAAAUAUUUGGCAUUUGCAAAGAAAGAUUUGAAACGAAUUCGUCCAACAGCGAAAGUGAAAAACCCUGAAUUAUUGAAUAAAGUCAGACCACCGGCCGGGAGCAUUGUUGGAGCAUCAGCACCUCCGAUAUCUGCCAAGAAUAUUGGUCAUCAGAUGCUUUCCAAGUUGGGUUGGAGCGAAGGCCAGACACUUGGACGCUCGGGAGGAAUAGCCGAACCCAUAGAGGCUAGGGUAAAAGUCGGACGGAAGGGUCUUGGUGCAAAUGAAACGCGGAAGAUUUAG